UACGAAAUGGCGUCGAGUGAAGGUUAACUUCAACACUAGUUGGAACGCGACUCUCUUGUGGAUCGGCCUGCUGAUAGACGCUACUUUUUCAUUCAUCCCUGGACAUCUGACCACUACCACAACAUUCCCUCAAAAGAUGGCACAGCUUUGGAACUUGGUGGAAUUCCAGGACCAGAGUGCAGCAGUUGUGCCGCUCAGCUGGGUGGUAGAGGUGGACGGAGAAGUGGGAUGCUACUGGCCACCCUAUAGUGGCCAAAAAGCUGAGAAGGCCGCCAUGAACUCCAUCCCCCCGGGACAAGGAUGGCAAUUCCACCCAAAAAUCAGGGCGCUGACAACCUGUGCCACCUUUGCCAAAGCCAGGUCUUGCCUCAACCGAUCGCUGGAGGAAGGCUGCCUUACAGCAGACCUGCAGUCUGAUGGUGAGAUGGGGCCCAGGAAAAGACGUCCAAACAAAAGGUAUUUUGAGGAGGACAGCAAGGAGGAGGCACAACCAAGGCGUAAGGGGAGGAGGUCACCAUCUAUUGACGCCACUCAGCUGGACAGCGAGUGGCAAUUCCCCUCCCUUAAUGAAGACACCCAGUCAGCCAGUAGACACCCAGCCAGCCAGUUCCUUCACAGCCAGCCAUUAACUCAUGAUUCACUGCCGUCAGAAACCCCGCCAGGCCUUGUACUUAACAGCCAGCCACUAACCCAUGCUUCACCUCUGCCGUUGCGACAGGUGAACAAUCAGUUGCUGCGUGAUUUACCGUUGUCAGAAACCCCGCCAGGCCCCCUACAUCACAGUCAGCCACUAACCCAUGAUUCACCCCAGCCACGUCACCGCUUCCAUGCCACACCUCUGCCAUCCCAACAGGGGAACAAUGAGUUGCUGCGUGACAUGGGCAUCAGCACCGUGAUCUCUCUCCUUGGCCAGCUGAGGGAGGAAAUCAGGGAGCUGAAGGGGGAAAACAGGGAGAUGAAGGGGAUGAUAGGAAGGCUGGAGCAAGAGGUCAGGGCCCAAAGGAGAGAGAUGGGGAGACAAGACACACCCCAGACAUCACCCCUUACCAAGCUCCCACUCUCCACCAUGGAGGAGUUUUUGGCAGCAGAGGCCCUGGUCAAGGAAGAUGCCAAACAAAAGCAGCUGAUGGUGUCUACCUUAGCCCUUUGUGGCGGAACUGAUGUAGGGGUCACGGUGAGGCGGAUGCUGCGUAGCCUCCUGGACAACAGCUUGGCCAGCCAGUUCAACUGGGCUGGAAAGGGGGAAAAAACUGCCUUUAAGGACACCAAAAUGCAUGAUGUCCUGUUUGAUGCUCUACAAAAGCAGCUGCCAGGGAGCACGCGCACCAAUUUCAGUGACGCCGUGAAGAAGUGGCUGAAAUAUGCGCCAGAGAGAGAGAGGGAGGAAUGA
Messenger RNA from Neoarius graeffei (lesser salmon catfish), 1390 nucleotides. RefSeq lists its product as uncharacterized. The record is from RefSeq and is a predicted model, not a curated record. The coding region runs from base 137 to 1390 and encodes 417 amino acids. The transcript has 15 exons. NCBI's taxonomy places the organism in Eukaryota, Metazoa, Chordata, Actinopteri, Siluriformes, Ariidae.